Temnothorax curvispinosus is the source of this 462-nucleotide messenger RNA. RefSeq lists its product as uncharacterized. The transcript has 2 exons. Lineage: Eukaryota; Metazoa; Arthropoda; Insecta; Hymenoptera; Formicidae. The record is from RefSeq and is a predicted model, not a curated record. Bases 1 to 423 code for a protein of 140 amino acids.
AUGCUUCAAAUGUACAAUAUCGCGUCUUCAAAAUAUAAUAAUUCUCAGACACUGUUGAAGAAUAAUUGUCUAGCCAAGAGGUCCUCUUAUAAAUGUCCUCCUUUUCUCUCGUUUUCUCACGCAGGAACAUUUUAUAUUCAACUAUAUGGUAUACAAUUUUGCUGCUGCCGAUAUAUUGACCGCAGGGAGCUUAUACCGAAGAGAUCUUUAAGAAGGAAGGUGUAUCCAAAAUUGCACAUGUAUGGGCUUGUGAGUUAUGCGAAGCAAUUGAUACUAUUAAGGUUCAUUGGUCAUAUGAAGUUUGCACACGUCAAACUUGACAUCCUAAAGAUCACAAUGCAUUCUGAAAACGAUACUGUGCAGGUUCGUUGGCGUAUACGUGGUGUCACAGGCUGGAAGGUAUUUUCUAUGUUUUGGAAAUAAAAUUUGGAAAAUACAACAUGCCAUAAUAAGUGCUAACCA